Messenger RNA from Chiloscyllium plagiosum (whitespotted bambooshark), 486 nucleotides. Lineage: Eukaryota; Metazoa; Chordata; Chondrichthyes; Orectolobiformes; Hemiscylliidae. The record is from RefSeq and is a predicted model, not a curated record.
AUGUUCCUGAAGACCCACAAAGCCGGCAGCAGCACCAUCACCAACAUCCUGUUCCGUUACGGCGAGAGUCACGGCCUGAACUUCGCCUUCCCCUCGGGCCAGAGCCACUUCCAGUACCCUUGGCCCUUCCAUCGGCGGGCGGUAUCCGACUAUACCCCGGGAUCCUGCUACAACAUCAUCGCCAGCCACAUGCGUUUCCACGGCGACGAGCUCCGGGGCCUGUUGCCCGUCGACCGCGUCUACUUCACCAUCCUGCGCCACCCUGCCUCCCUCUUUGAGUCCAGCUUCCACUACUACGGGCCCAGCGUCCCCCUGACCUGGCGUAUCCCGGGGCCAGACAAAAUGGCCGCCUUCCUCCGCAACCCUUGGGCCUACUACAGGCCUGAGGCCUACAACAGCCACUACCUACGCAACCUACAGGCUUUUGACCUGGGCUACGACAAGGACAUGGACCCCCACGAAUCGCAGCUCCAGCAGAUUUUACAG